Molecule: messenger RNA, 1650 nt
Organism: Suillus subalutaceus
Lineage: Eukaryota; Fungi; Basidiomycota; Agaricomycetes; Boletales; Suillaceae
Product: FAD binding domain-containing protein
Exons: 20
Coding region: 1-1650 (549 amino acids)
Molecular function (GO): FAD binding
Source: RefSeq, a predicted model, not a curated record
AUGCCUGCUCCGUUCGUACGCCACUCUGAAGUCGAUGUUCUCAUUAUUGGCGCUGGCCCUGCUGGGCUCAUGUGCGCGAAUGCUCUGGCAAAUGCGAGAGUGGAUGUUCGGAUUGUCGAUCAAAGGGCUUCCAAAGUAACCACUGGUCGGGGUGAUGGAAUUUCACCUCGCACUACUGAACUUUUGCAGAGUUAUGGACUUGCAGAGCGCUUUCUAAGGGAGUCUUGCCAACUCCAUCUAGCGGCCUUCUACAAUCCUUCUUCGACUGGCGGUAUUGAGUUUACGAACAGAACAUCAGACGUGACAGCACCGUCUGUCAGAUACCCAUUCGAGCUUGCGCUCAAUCAAGGAGCCAUUCAAGACAUUUUCUUAGAUUCCAUGACACCGCUCGGUGUUGAGCUCUCCAAGGAUGAAAACGAGCUGACUGAUCCUACGUCAUAUCCGGUUCGCGUUGAUGAACCACAAGAAGAAAUUGUCCACGCUAAAUUUGUUGUCGGUGGUGAUGGCGCUCACUCAUGGAUCCGCAAACAAUUCGAUGUUACGAUGGAUGGAGAACAGUCUGAUUCCAUCUGGGGUGUUGUGGACAUGGUCGCGCCUGACACUGACUUCCCGGAUAUUAGGAACAAGACCCUCAUACGUUCUAACCAUGGCUCAGUUUUUGUCAUACCUCGAGAACAAGAUCGAACUCGCAUAUAUGUACAACUGGAGGACAAAGAUUUUAUCAAUCCAGUGACAGGCAGGCCAGACAAGGAAAAAGUGGGUCCAGAGCAGAUUCUUGAAACUGCCCAAAAAUCGCUUGAACCUUACAAGCUUAUCCGGAAGAGUGAAUUUGUGUGGUGGACAAUAUAUAGCGUUGGACAACGAGUAGCCUCACAGUUUUCCAUCAAAAAUCGAGUAUUUAUCGCUGGCGAUGCUUGCCACACACACUCUCCGAAAGCAGGACAAGGGAUGAACGCAGCUAUCAACGAUAGCCAUAAUCUAGGUAUGUCUUCUUUUCCUGUUGUUCGUGGGUGGGCGGACAUGGCCCUUUUGUCAACGUACGAAUCAGAGCGCCGUAAAUUCGCAUUAGACCUGAUCGCGUGGGAUAAAACUCCCUUGACUGAGCAGAACAGCGAUGGGGUUUCGCCCGAACAUGUCUUGAAGACUUUCCAAACAGACUUCACCAGUGGCGUCGGGAUACAUUAUCAACCUUCAAUUGCACAUGGUCUCGUCCUCGGUAAACGUGUCCCUCCAUACAAAUUCAUGCGUGCAGCAGACGCAUGUCCAUUCGAGCUCCAGGACCUUCUUCCUUCGGACUUCCUCUUCAAGUUACUUGUCUUCACCUGGGUUGAGUCGAUGGUCACGGACAUGCAGAAACCCGAGAGCUUUCUGAAGCGUUACUCGACGCCUGGGAACUCACGAUUUGACAUCAUCACGAUCAGCAAAGGCCGGAAGGAAACAUUCAAUUUCUUGCGGACUCCCCUACGCUUCUUCGCUCUCAUUGGUCAAACUUCGGGGGAGAAGGUUACUCAGUAUUAUGGAGUGGGACCUGAGGGCGCUCUAGUUGCUGUUCGUCCUGAUGGCUAUGUUGGAGCCAUCGCGCCACUUGAUCGCGUUGGGGGCCUUGAUGCAUAUUUCGCGUCUUUCAUGAAGAUUACCGCUCAGGCUUAA